Molecule: messenger RNA, 1153 nt
Organism: Vicia villosa (hairy vetch)
Lineage: Eukaryota; Viridiplantae; Streptophyta; Magnoliopsida; Fabales; Fabaceae
Exons: 7
Coding region: 402-1058 (218 amino acids)
Source: RefSeq, a predicted model, not a curated record
UGUAGCCCAAAAUUACUAAUUACCCCUUUCACUCAAAUUUUUUUACAUUACCAAAAGGUCUUUCCUGUAAUUAACAAAUUCAAUAUUCAUCCAUGCCAUUUGGUAGCCUUCUAUUGGUCAAUGUCUUCAAUUUUUGUACUUUGCCAUUCUACUUUUCAGAACAUUUCGUUUCCCUCCAACAAAUAUAGUCUCUUUGUAAGCAACACAAGAACCAAUAGUCACUCUGCAAACAUCACCAACAUUUGUGCUCUCAUCUUUUCGCAACCGGAGAUAUCUACCACCGCCCAGAGAGCUUCCUGUACCAAACAUCACCCUCUUUCUCCAAACAUCAACAACACCAGGAACUAUGUCAAUGGCUCCCAUUCUCAUUAAGGAUCUGGUCGGGAAACCAAGUAAGGAAAAUGCUUAUUAGGGUUGUUGAUUUAUGGGUUAUUCUUGAGAAAAAUGGACAACAACCCCUUGAAAUGGUGUUGCAGGAUGGAAAGUUUCAGGUUUGGAACGGGUCUCGACUUCACAUUAACUUGGUGCAUCCACGGGUUGCUGAAUUCAAAACUAGUUUGGGAGAAAAUGCUUUAUCCAACAUACCUUCCCCUUCACAAUCAUUAACUCAAGAUUUAUCCAUUCAAUCUACUAACAAUUUCUAUACUAGCUUCGGUGAGAUCAAGAGUAUCUGUGUAAUCUCUGAAUUAGGAAAGGUUUCAGAGCCUCCAAGUUUGGAUGGUAUUUUGGGUUGUGCCCUGGCUGCAAAACUUCAAACAAAAAUCUCGGCGACAAAUUUAUCUGCAGGUCAUGGUACAAAGGCCAUCAUUUUGGGCAGCUCUAGAGUAUAUUGUCACUUCAACAUUAAUUGCUACCAACAUGAUCACACGAUAUAUAUUAGCAUGCUGCUUUUCGGUUGGUCGGAGGCUGAUAAUUGGUUGAUCAAAGAAACAAUGAUCCACUUGCUUUUAGGAGAUUCAAGUUGCUCUGAUAAUGAAGAAGGAGACAUGAAAUUAAUACAGAAGAUAACACUUAGAAUUGGGGGUGUCUCAACAAAUUGGAUGUUUUCAUGUUUAUAAUCACAUUUAAUUAAGAUAGAGUUUUGAAAAAUUAUAUACUUAAUGGUCUCUUGCUGAUAAUUUAGAAUUGUAUACAAUUUUGAUUGGUUGUUGAA